AUGGCCGUGAUUCCAAUUGAAAUUAUCUCCGAUGCGAUUUGUCCCUGGUGCUUCAUUGGCUACCGCAGCCUCCAGCGAACAAUAGCGCUGUACAAGAAGACGUAUCCCGGGGGCUCGAAAGACGAGUUUCAAAUCGUGUGGAAGCCGUACUUUAUCGACCAAGUUGAACCGGAGGAGAGCGUGCUCAUCAACGACCGCAUGGCACGACGCAUGACACCAGCCCAGAUCAGCGCCGCACAGACGCGCCUGAUCCGAGUCGGAAAGUCCGUUGGGAUCGCGUUCCGAUUCGGCGGGUAUAUUGGGUCCUCGAGGCUGGCGCAUCGUGUUCUGCAUCUAGCCCUGGAGCGGGGCGGGGGCGAGAUGCAGUGCGCAGUCGCGGAGACACUAUUCAAGUACCAGUUUGAGAGGGAGGAGGACGUAAGUGACGUCGAGAUCGUGGUCCAGGCGGCAGUGGAGAGCAGUGGGCUGGACGAGUCGGAUGUGCGAGCCUUCCUGGCUGGUGGGGGAGGGGUUGAAGAGACAGAGACUGAAGCAAGGGGAAACAGGGUGCAGGGGGUGCCGCAUUUUGUGAUUGGGGGGCAGCAGCACCUGGAUGGGGCAGGGGAGAUGGAGGAGUUUUUCCAGGCGUUUGUGGCGGCGAGGGCGGGAAUGGGAAAGACAGCUGCAUAG
Molecule: messenger RNA, 669 nt
Organism: Aspergillus puulaauensis
Lineage: Eukaryota; Fungi; Ascomycota; Eurotiomycetes; Eurotiales; Aspergillaceae
Product: DsbA family oxidoreductase
Exons: 3
Coding region: 1-669 (222 amino acids)
Molecular function (GO): oxidoreductase activity
Source: RefSeq, a predicted model, not a curated record